Molecule: messenger RNA, 4125 nt
Organism: Oryzias latipes (Japanese medaka)
Lineage: Eukaryota; Metazoa; Chordata; Actinopteri; Beloniformes; Adrianichthyidae
Gene: klb
Product: klotho beta
Biological process (GO): carbohydrate metabolic process
Molecular function (GO): hydrolase activity, hydrolyzing O-glycosyl compounds
Source: RefSeq, a predicted model, not a curated record
GAGUAGUUUCAGAAGUAGAAAUAAUCAACUGGCUGUGUUAUGUCGGUAUAGUCAUGCAGACGUGUGAAUAUGAGUCAACCUUUGAAUGUGGGAACAUUAUGUGGUAGGGAGGGGCUGAGAGGGAGCAGAAGUACACUGAGACAGAGAUAGGGAAGGCUGACCAGGUUGUCAGAUGGAUAUUGUAGCAACUUGGGGUUUCACAUAUCCUUCUCCUCUGGCUUGGAUCAUCACUUUCUCUACAAAAGUUCAUGGAUUCUGUAUCAAUUUGGAGAGGAUUUAUAACAAUGACUGACACCUGAUGUCCCAUUAAAGUGGAUUUCUGAGCUCCAGAAUGCCGGGCCACCUUUCUGUACCCGCAUGCUCCUUAGUCUACCUCCUGUUGUUGGGUUUUUGCUGGAACAAAGCGGCCUGUUCUCGUCGGGGAGGCAUGAGCAUAUGGCAGCCUCCCAGAACAAACCCCGUCAUCACAGACCAGUCUCUACUACAUGGCACAUUCCCUCCGGGUUUCCUCUGGGGCUCAGGAACGUCAGCAUUUCAGACAGAGGGAGCUUGGAAUCAGGAUGGCAAAGGCACCUCCAUUUGGGAUUUUUUCACCCAUUCCUCCACAGGUGGUAAUUCAAAAGGAGACACUGCAGAUGUUGUGAGUGACAGCUAUAACUGCUGGGAAGAGGAUGUUGAGGCACUGGAUUAUCUGGGCGCCAGAGCCUACUCGUUCUCUCUGUCUUGGCCAAGGCUCUUCCCUGAUGGCAAUGCUGCAGGCAAGCCCAAUGCAGUAGCUGUGGAGCACUAUAGCAGCCUCAUAGAGAGGCUUCUGGAAAAAAAGAUCCAGCCCAUUGUCACUCUUUACCACUCAGACUUGCCACAGGUGCUCCAGGAGCAAUAUGGAGGCUGGAAAAAUGAAAAGUUGGUGGAGCUUUUUGAGGCGUACGCCCGUUUUUGUUUCCACACGUUUGGGAGUCGGGUUAAGCACUGGCUCACGAUCCACAAUCCAUAUCUGGCGGCUGUGCAAGGAUAUGGGACAGGCGUGCAUGCUCCUGGAGAGAAAGGAGGUUUUUCUGGUUCUCUUAUUGUGGCCCACAACCUUAUCAGGGCACAUGCCAGAGCAUGGUACAUCUAUGACUCCCACUUCCGGGCGAGUCAAAAAGGUAAAGUAUCCAUUGUUUUAGGGUCCCACUGGGUUGAACCCCAAAGAGGUGAAGCCACGGCUGCCAAUGUUGACUCUUGCCAGCAGUCAAUAGAGGCUGUUCUUGGUUGGUUUGCCGGUCCCAUUUUUGGUGAAGGGAACUAUCCCGACUCUCUGCGAAAGAAGUAUGGCCGUCUCCUGCCCACAUUCACGCCUGAGGAGAAACUCUGGGUGAAGAAAAGUGCAGAUUUCUUUGCUUUGUCGUUUGGCCCUAAUAAUCUCCGUCUGGGCCGAGACCUGGUCCAUCAUGGACAAACUGUAACUCCCGACCUGCACAGACUCCUGAACUGGAUAAAACUAGAAUAUGGGGACCUGAGGGUUCUGGUGGCCGAGGCGGGCUGGUUCUCUGAAGCCAGUGUGGGAAGGGAAGACACCGUUGCCAUUUAUUUGAUGAAGAACUUCAUCAACCAAGUUUUGAAAGCGGUUAAGCUUGAUGGUGUUCAGGUGUUCGGCUAUGUGGCCUGGUCACUGGUGGAUGGAUUUGAGUGGAAUUAUGGCUACAGUAUUAGGAGAGGCUUGUUCUAUGUUGACUUCAACCAGCCAGGCUGUGGCAGGACUCCCAAAACCUCCGCUAAGUACUACAGGCAGGUAGUUGCAGACAAUGGUUUCCACAGUGAUGAACCCUCCACAGAGGUUAAAGGUCAUUUCCCCUGCAACUUUCAUUGGGGCAUCGCAGACUCUACCCUACAGGUCCACUUCCAUCCCUACUCUCCACAGUUCAAUGAUCCUCUACUGUAUAGAUGGAACCUGACAGGAGAUGGAUCGCUGCAUCCAGUCCCAGGAGUGAAACUGCAGACCAGACCAGCUCAGUGCACUGACUACCAGUUUAUUCCAAGUCAUCUUCGUAUGUUAGCAUCUACAGGGGCAUCCCAUUAUCGCUUUGCUCUAAACUGGACCUUGAUUCUGCCAAAGGGAGAUCGCUCUCUAGUAAACACCGAAGCUUUGAGGUACUACCGCUGUGUGCUUACUGAGCUCAAGAGGCUGGGUCUGGAGGCCAUGGUCAUCAUGUACUAUCCGACACACAGAGCUCCUAACCUGGGUUUACCUGCUCCACUCCAUGAUUCUGGUGGUUGGCUCCAAUACAACACAGUGGAAGCUUUUCAACAAUAUGCUGAACUUUGCUACCAGGAAUUCGGCAAAUGGGUUCGACACUGGAUCACCAUUAAUGAGCCAAACAGACUCAUUGAUGCUUAUCCUAGUGGGAUAGAGAGACACCAAGCAGCUCAUAACCUUCUUCUAGCGCAUGCAAAAGCCUGGAGGUUGAAUGAUAGGGAGUACAACCAGCAGCAAUCAUUGGUGUCCCUCGCACUACAUGCUGACUGGGCCCAACCAGCAAACCCUUUCUUAGAAUCCCAUGAAGCAGCGGCGGAAAGAUUCCUUCUGUUUGAAAUUGGUCGAUUCAUCGAUCCACUGCUGGGAACACAGUACGGAGAAGAGCAGAUUAAAGGAGACUACCCACAUGAAAUUAAGACAUACCUGAUGGAAAGAGCUCGCUUGAUGGGCCUCCCAGGAUCCCCUCUUCCUAACUUUACAGACAGUGAGAGGGAGGAGCUGAGAGGGGCGUUGAGUUUUAUUGCUAUCAACCAUUUCACCACACGCUUAGUUUCUCCUCAACCCCAGAAGCAGAGAAACCCAUCCCCUGAUCACGGCUGUUUGACCCUUUCUGACCCCACCUGGCCCUCCUCCAGCAUGGGACAGGCUGUGGUACCUUGGGGGCUGCACAAGAUGCUGAAAUGGGUGAGCCAGAGAUAUGGCAGAAAACUCCCCAUCUACAUAACAGGCAGUGGCAUUGAUGAUCUGGCUCCUGUCGAGGAUUUACUCAGACAGCAAUACCUCAGGAGUUACUUGCAGGAGGGGCUCAAAGCGUACCUCGAUGGAGUUAACUUGCAGGGUUUCUACGUGUGGAAGUUCCAGGAUUGGCACGGCCCCCAGUACGGCCUCUUCACUUCAGCCCGACUCCAGUCCAAACCCAAGGCCUCCAUCGCUGCGUACAGAGAAAUCAUCGCUCACAGCGGUCUUCCCAACAAUGCCACAGAGCAGCCGUGCAAGUCCAGUGAGCUGCACAAAAGUUGCUCCACGUGCGAAUGGAUUUUUAGAAACAAAGCAUUGCUGGUUUUCGGAGGCUGUCUCCUUAUAACAGCUGCUAUGCUGGGAACACUUGUGGUCUAUGUCAUCAUUGCCAGGAGAAAUCAUAAACAAGACAGAGGGAGACACAAACGCAGGGUAAUCCAGAUGAGAAAAAAUAAAGGAGCGCCCAUGCUUUUGUGUCCUACUGUCGAAUAUUAGAAUUAGCGGAGGAACUGAAAUAAGCCACAAUGCUGUCCUCGCACCUGUAAGGACCUCUUUCUUGCUUUUGAGACUACUGUUAAGUUAUACUGUCAUAAGAAAGCAUCUCUGUUGAUGUAUGUGGUUAUAGGCUAUUGUAUAAUGGUAAAAAACCUAUUGAUGUGUGUGGUUUUACAAAAAGAAAGUGCAGGCUGUUAUUUAAGUGCAAAACUGAUAUAAUGUCAACAAUAAUUACAGUUUGGUGUGGAACUUUGAUGAGUCCAGAUUUAACUGUAAAUCUAAAACCUUAAAAAGAAUAAACCCAACAAAAACAAAAAAGAUAAAAAAAAAACAGUAAAACUUUCUUUUAUUCUUUAGUGACAGGAGGACGCCCCCUACUGCCGUCACAAUGAGAUGUCUUGUCUUUUACAGUGUUUUAUUUUUAUUUUUUUUACAGAAUUCCGUUUUCUCCAUUGUUACUCUCAGUUCAGUGGUGAACACCUCAUUGUAAUUAGCUGCUAGAAGUAUAACAUAUGUUUUAUUGCAGACAGAAAGAAUUAUUCAGAUGUUGUUUAUUAGUAGUGUUUUUGUUUGUGUAUAUCUGUCUGAAUCAUGGUUUGAAUCUUUGUACCUAAAUUAUAAUUACUACAAUAAAAAUAUGUCAUAUUUUAUUUAAA